AAUCCGCUAUAUGCCGUCGUAUACGCGUAAAUCUAUCUUACAUAUAGAGCAUUUCUGUUCUGUUAUCAUAGCUUCUUGAAAUGUGUCCAUCAAGACGACAGAAGGAGAGUGUGGACGUGAAUGAAUUGCUAUCGCCAGAAAGAGAACCGAGAAGAUAUGAGCUAAUUGUUCUACAGCACCCAGAGAUCGCUAGAGCUUCAUCGUCUACCGAGAGAGAUAGACGUGUUGUAGACCCACCUACGAUUCUACAACUCAAGAUAUAUGAUAAAAAAGGCUUAAUAGAUGAUAGCGCCCUAAGGUCACCAUACUGGGUUGUACAGGCCUUAUUACAAGGAAAUUACGACAAACCAGCUUCCCAGUUGCUACAAGGACAGCUAACAUCAUCAGCGUCGUAUGUUACAAAUGGCUUCGCACAUAGCGCAGGGUGUUACUUUUACUUCAGUGAUCUUGCUAUUACAGAACCGGGCGUUUAUCAUCUCAAAUAUAUUCUCACCACUGUAUAUGCUUUUCCUGGUACAGCAAAUGAGCUACCUGUACUUGCUGAAUCAUUUUCAAAACCUAUCAGGGCAUCUUUACCGAAAGACUUCCCUGGUAUGUCAGCAUCAUCAGAAUUAGCGAAAAGUCUAGCGGAACACAGCGUUGGGCUAUCCAUAAGGAAUAUGGAUUAUCGUAAUCGCUGAAAUUAGAACUAAUUAUAUCCAAUAAUGCUUAUUUAAUGAUUUAAUGAACAGAAGUGAUGUCGUGGUAUACUUAAUAUGUAUUCAUCAUGUAGAAUCAGCAUUCGCAUUUUAACUAGCUGACAGUUUUUCUAUUUAAGACCGCUAGUGCAAAGUAUGGAUUUUACUGUGAUCUCAUCAAAUAUUCGGACGUCAAGUAAAAGUUUUUUCGUUUAUUAUACGGAAUGCAAAGUAACCUACUGUAUUCUAAGCGCCUAAUAAUCGUAUACUAUGCUAGAUACUCCGCUAUGUUCCAACUUUCGCGUCGAAAUAACAUGGGCGCGCAUGUCGAUCAUCUUUAUCUACCAUAGGAUUCUCUGUGUGAAGGUAAAAAGUAAUAGCGCUCACUACUGUCUACGCUGAUUUUGUAUCAUUUCGUUC
Molecule: messenger RNA, 1097 nt
Organism: Wallemia mellicola CBS 633.66
Lineage: Eukaryota; Fungi; Basidiomycota; Wallemiomycetes; Wallemiales; Wallemiaceae
Exons: 4
Coding region: 81-680 (199 amino acids)
Source: RefSeq, a predicted model, not a curated record